Molecule: messenger RNA, 376 nt
Organism: Staurois parvus
Lineage: Eukaryota; Metazoa; Chordata; Amphibia; Anura; Ranidae
Source: the annotation of a GenBank genome assembly
UCACAUCUGUGCGGGUGGUGCCGCUGCGGAUCUGCAUGAAAAUCCAUGCAGCCGCACCACCCGCACAGAAGAAUGCGGACCCGCGGGUGGGUGCCAUUAAUUCUAAUGGCAUGCCGUCCACACUGGAAAACACAACCGUACUGGGAACCGAGGUUCCCGUGCUGGCUGCGUUUUCAAAAGAAGUGCAGGAACUUUUUCCCCACGUGUCACGGGGCAUGGGAGUCCAUUCAAAUGAAUGGGCUCUCGUGCCCGUGCAAGACGCGGCCCGCAGAGCCGCAUAGAUGUGAACCAGGGCUAAGUAUUCAAGAGCACCAAAGCGAACUGCCAAUAUUUCUGGACAGCUUGCCUGGAGUAUGAAAAGGGCACAGAUGCUUCC